This is a messenger RNA of Doryrhamphus excisus (bluestripe pipefish), 2079 nucleotides long. RefSeq names its product LysM, putative peptidoglycan-binding, domain containing 4 (gene lysmd4). Lineage: Eukaryota; Metazoa; Chordata; Actinopteri; Syngnathiformes; Syngnathidae. The record is from RefSeq and is a predicted model, not a curated record.
GUGGCAGUAAUAACUCGAGCGUCCUGUGUCCCCCUUCAGUAAACAUCGAAGAAGGCGAGCUUGUUGCCGUCACUCACGUCAACUUGAACUAGUUUGUCAGCGGAAAAGUAGCUCAUUAAGAGAGAAGAGGUGGCCUCUGGUUGCUUAAGGCUGAGCUAUGCAGCGAGGGGAGUAUGUUCCACAGGCAUUCGAGGCCCCCGUGGAUGUCCACGCCAGCGCGGAUGGUCAGGUGUACAUGUUCAACAGGAAGGCCCAUGAGACGGCUAUGUCGUCGGAUGAGGAAGAGCUCGGUUUAAUGGAGUUGAGACCUCAGGUGUGCCAUGCACAGGAACAGGACAGGCUGAGGAAUGUCCACUUGCUGGAACUUGAAGUGUCGGAUGGUGACAAUCUCAACAAGUUGGCGUUGCAAUAUGGCUGCAAGGUGGCAGAUAUCAAAAGAGUGAACAACCUCAUACAGGAGCAGGAUUUAUUUGCACUGAAAUCUAUAAAAAUCCCCAUUCCCAGGCACAGCUUUCUGACAGAGACGUACACCAACUUAAGUAACUCUCAAGAGGAAACUCCACGUUCAUCUUGCAGGCCUCAGGAGAGGGCCGGAGCCCUGCCACACAGACACGAGGUCACAAACUUCCUCAUCGAGGUGGACAAUGACAUUGAGAAGCUGAUUCAAACGACAGAUGAUCAAGACGUGGAUAUGUUGGAUGACAAACCCAAUAGGUCGGGUCUGAGAGCACAGAAGCUAAAGGGUCACGGUUCGGACUGGGGGAUCCAGUGGUGGAACGCUGUAAUCGCCAUGCUACUCAUUGGCAUCAUCUUACCAUUGUUUUAUAUCAUUUACUUUAAAACUAAACCCAGCGGGGGAAACUCUCCACUAGAUGGCAGCAUUUUGUCAUCAAUCAUGUCUAACAGCUCAGGGACUGCUUUUGGUACUAGUGGACCUGGGCAAACUCAAGAACCAGGAUAAAAUGUGCCGAUUACAUAAAGCCAAAUGUCUUAUGUCAUCAAGUGCAAUACCUUUUUGAAUCUUGUCGGAGUGAAUCAGAGUGCACUGCAUUCAUGCCAACUGCAUUUGCUUUUCAAGUCAUUGUUACUGGUCCUCAUGUGGUUUGAAGUUUGAAAGUGUUUGCAUGUGUCUAUGAUAUUAUUUGACACAAGGAUAGAUUAUUCGCUAAUUGGAAAUAUCUACAAUAGAAAAAAACAGUUUAAUUUUUUACAGUAAUAUAUGUGAAAGUAAGGCAGAAGUUUAUUCAGUUUUGGUCUGUAUGCUUUUGGAAUUUUCAUAUCUGUCCUCAUGUCUGGUGAACCUGAUUUUACUGGCUAAAGUGUAUACGGUAUAUGGUAGAUCCCUGCUUUUUGUAUGGGGACCAUUAGUGAAUGGUGGAAAAUUGUGAGUAAUUGUAAACGGCCAUCCAUAAACAUAUCUAUUUUUGACAUGUGGCUCUUCAUCUAAACCCUCCUGCUAACUUGACAUACUGAUUUCACAUCUACAAUCUACAUUUGGAGUAAAAAGUGACUUUGGUAAUUAUUAGACAGAAUUAGAUUGAGCUUCAGAAACCUCCUGUGUUACACACUUAAUGGAUAAAACAUACAGGUAUGCCACACCAAUACAUGGUAAUGCCAAUUGAUAGACAGAUGGAGUGGGAGUCACUGUGCAAAAAUUAUAACUAACUUUUGCAUCUCAAAGCAGCUGUGGUGUGUUCAAGGGCUGCUGAAAAAAAAUGCCAAAUCAAUACUUGAUGAAAAAAGUGAAGCAUAACUUGUUUUAUUUAACAUGUAGGUAGUACAUUUGACCUGUAUUAAGUAUUAGUAAAUUAUUAUGAUUUAAGGUGGUUAAGAUGUUUUGUGUAGAAAAAAAGAUUGUCUAUUUUUGGCACGCAAAUAACGACGAAGCAACAUUUUGCUUUUUUUUUAGCAAAACAAUUUGUGUGGCAGAGAAAGCUGAAUCAUGAAUGUGCAGGGAUCCACUGUACUGUGUUUACAAUUACUGCUACUUUGACAAUACCUUGUAACAUACAAGGUACUUAGAUGCCUAUACAUGUGACAUAAAAAAGAUGCCUUGAACCUUCAUUCAUUCAUUCAUUU